CCCCAUCUGGGUUUAAGUUGUACACGUUUUUUAACCAUCUUCUCUGUAUCUUAGUCUCUGAUUUUGAUUUAUCUUAGUCUCUUUCACAAGUUUUUGUUAACCCUUUUUUUCAAAGCAAAAAGUCUAAGUAGUGCUGGUGGUGUUGGAGGUGAAAAUGACGAUCACAGCCACACCGAUUGUUAAGGAUGGUUGUCUCAUGGUGAGGGGCAAGGUGGUGUUGACCGGAGUGCCUGAAAAUGUUGCUGUUUCUCAGGUUGGCUCCGGGGGCUCGGCUUUCUUGGGUGCAACUUCAACUUCUCCAAGUUCACGUCAUGUUUUCAGUCUUGGUGUUCUUGAGGGAGGAUACAAGUUCUUGUCUCUCUUCAGAGUAAAAAUCUGGUGGAUGAUACCACGUGUUGGGAAAUCGGGUAGUGAAAUUCCACUGGAAACGCAAAUGCUUCUCUUGGAAGCAAGAGAACAGUCUGCCCUGCAUGAUGAGAUUUCUUCUGAUCCAAAUUAUACUGAAAACACCUUCUAUAUUCUUUUCUUGCCUGUGUUGGAAGGACAAUUUAGGACAAGUUUGCAAGGGACUCCUGCAAAUGAGCUUCAGUUUUGUGUUGAAAGUGGAGAUGUCAAUGUUCAAACCUCCCAAUCAUUGGAAGCAGUAUUCAUUAAUUCUGGGGACAACCCAUUUGAGCUCCUUAAAAAUUCUAUCAAGAUACUUGAGAAGCAAAAAGGUACUUUUAGCCACAUUGAAAACAAGAAGAUGCCGGCCCACUUGGACUGGUUUGGAUGGUGCACUUGGGAUGCUUUCUACACUGAAGUCAGUCCACAAGGGAUCAAAGAGGGUCUUCAAAGUUUCUUGGAAGGAGGCUGUUUACCUAAAUUUCUGAUCAUUGAUGACGGAUGGCAAGAGACUGUAAAUGAGUUCAGCAAAGAAGGUGAACCGUUUAUUGAAGGGACACAGUUUGCAAGCAGAUUGGUGGACAUCAAAGAAAACAAUAAGUUCAAGAGUUCAGGUUCAGAUAAUACAUGCAUUGAUCUCCAUGAUUUUAUUGAUUCAAUCAAAGACGAAUAUGGAAUAAAAUUUGUUUACGUGUGGCAUGCUUUAGCUGGUUAUUGGGGUGGUGUGCUUCCAUCAUCGGAAACAAUGAAAAAGUACAAUCCAAAGAUUGCCUAUCCAAUUCAGUCACCUGGUAACACAGGGAAUCUUAGAGACAUUGCCAUGGACAGCUUGGAAAAAUAUGGAGUAGGGAUUAUAGAACCCCAAAAAAUCUUUGAGUUUUAUGACGAUCUCCACAGCUAUCUUGCAAGCUGCAGCGUGGAUGGAGUCAAGGUUGAUGUUCAGAAUUUGAUAGAAACCUUAGGUUCUGGGGUCGGUGGACGGGUGUCAUUGACUAGAUGCUAUCAAGAAGCACUUGAGCAAUCUAUUGCACGGAACUUCAAGGACAAUAACCUGAUUUGCUGCAUGAGUCACAAUUCAGACUCAAUCUAUAGUUCAAAGAAGAGUGCAGUUGCAAGAGCAUCAGAGGAUUUCAUGCCAAGAGAACCAACAUUUCAGACUUUACAUAUUGCUUCUGUGGCUUUUAAUAGUCUUCUUCUAGGGGAGAUUGUGGUGCCGGAUUGGGACAUGUUCCAUAGCAAACAUGAUACAGCUGAGUUUCAUGCUGCAGCAAGAGCAAUAGGUGGGUGUGCAAUAUAUGUAAGUGACAAGCCUGCCAAACAGGAUUUCAAAAUUCUCCGAAAGCUAGUAUUGCCUGAUGGGUCAGUCUUAAGAGCUAGAUAUGCAGGCCGGCCUAGUCGAGACUGUUUGUUUGUAGACCCAGUUAUGGACAAGAAGAGCAUGUUGAAAAUAUGGAACUUGAAUAAGUUAUCUGGGGUCAUGGGUGUUUUUAAUUGUCAAGGAGCAGGAAGUUGGCCACUUAAAGAAGUAGCUCAAGAUAAUUGUAAUGCCACAUAUACUUCUUCAUCCAUCUCAUGUCAUGUGAGUCCCCAUGAUGUUGAAUUUCUUGAAGAGGUAGCUGAUGAAAGUUGGAAUGGAGAUUGUGCAAUAUAUGCCUUUAAUUCAGGAUCUCUUAAUAAAUUGCCAAGGAAAGGUUCACUUGAAGUGUCCUUGAAAACUCUUACAUGUGAACUAUAUACCAUCUCUCCAAUCAGGGUUUUUGGUAAUGAUCUUCUCUUCGCUCCUUUGGGACUGCUUGACAUGUAUAACUCAGGAGGGGCAGUAGAAGCUCUGAACUGCACCAAGGAUCUUUCAAGUUGCAAAAUAAAAAUCAAAGGGCGAGGCUGUGGCCGGUUUGGAGCCUAUUCAAGCACCAAACCAAAAUGUUGUAUGGUAAAUAUGAAAAAAGAGGAAUUCACAUACAAUGCUGAAGAUGGAUUAUUGACAGUUAAAAUUCAAGGUGAAUGCAAAUUAGGAGACAUUGAGUUUGUCUAUUGAGGUGUCUAUGUCCGAGGAAUUAUGCAAUGGAUGAAGUACUUUGAAGGGUUGCAAGUGAAGAACAUAAUGUGUUUAUUUGUCGUAAACAGAUUUAGAUAGAAUGUAUAAUAAUGUAAACAACUUGUUUACUUGAAUAUAAAUAUGCAAUAUUGAUGUUAGCCAA
Quercus robur (English oak) is the source of this 2582-nucleotide messenger RNA. RefSeq names its product probable galactinol--sucrose galactosyltransferase 2. The record is from RefSeq and is a predicted model, not a curated record. Bases 155 to 2419 code for a protein of 754 amino acids. Lineage: Eukaryota; Viridiplantae; Streptophyta; Magnoliopsida; Fagales; Fagaceae. The transcript is spliced from 14 exons.